UUUUUAAUGGUCUUUUCCUUUGAUCCACCGAGUGUCUGGCAGCACCGUGCCGCCUGGUUGCGAGGUUUUCUGGUGAGGAGGAGGAGUAGGAUCUCGUCAUCGUUGUAGUGGAAGUCCAGCGCAUUUCUGUCGUAAGGACGCUCUCAUACUCUCUCUGUGUGGCACCCAAUUUCGUGGACCUUUCUUUCCAUUGCCUCAUCCUGCUCCACUCUAGCUUGUACACGCAAGCAAGCGCAUCGGGUGAAGCAGCACGCAGGCACGCGGGCAGGGCUUGAACACAACACAGCACGUCACUGGAGUGAGUAGACUAGUAGAAUUGCAGAAAGGAGCAUCGUUCCCGAGAGCGAGGGUGAAGCCGAGAGUUGGGCUUCUCUAUCCAACUCGUGUAGUGCCAGCCAGCAUCGCUGCUUUGCCGCUUGUCACCUUCCCGACCCCGCUGCUGCUCUUGGAUGCUGUUUCGUCGCUGCGUAGACGGAGAGGUGGGGGUGCAAUUGGAGACAUGUCGAUGUGAUAUAGUGUGUAGAAGGAUCGCGGGGACGUGGGGUGGAUGUUUGAUGUGUUCGCGACUUCGGGGUUACGGGAGCCCAGUGAAUCCGGAGCGUGGUACAUGCACAGAGGGUGUGCAGCUGGAGUGUGGCGGGCAGGAUUCGCGCAGGCGAGAGCAGACGAGGCGUUGGCACCUAGAGUAACGUGCGUGAGGGAGCGUGGUGCGGCGGACUGGUGGUGUUCGAGAGGGAAGUUUUUGUGGUAAGAGAGAGCAGGAGCACUGGCAGGCCCAGACGCCCGCAGCCGGGCCCGAAACCGUGCUGCCCGAAGGGUAGCAGCGUCGGAGGGCGAGAAGCCGGGUGUUUGGGCGGAGGACGGAGGCAUGGCGUCGCGGGCGCUGAGUCCGCGAACGCAAGGUCGGGGUGGAGGAGCAGGAGCAGGAGCAGGAGCAGGGGGAGGGGCGUCGAACGGGGCGAGUGCGUCGAGCGCGAGCAAUGGACUGGCGGGGUCGAGCCUGGCGGGUUUGGGAAGCCGGUUCAAUUCACUGGCGCGGCAAUCGUCGAUAUACUCGCUGACGCUGGAUGAGUUCCAGAAUGCGCUGUCGGAGCCGGGGAAGAACUUCGGGUCCAUGAACAUGGACGAAUUUUUGAAGAACAUAUGGACGGCAGAAGAGAGUCAGGCGAUGGCGGCGGCGAUGGGAUGCAUGGGAGGGGGGAUGACGGGCGGGGGACUGGCGAUGGGGCUGGGCGGGGCGAUGGGGGGCGGGAUGACGGUGAACAUGGGGCUGGCGCCGAAUUCUCCACCGAGUCCGGAUUCGGAUGGGGGUCGGAGCGGUCUGUCUCUGUCGCCGAUGCACUACGGGCUGGACGGGUCGGUGAGGGGGAGGAAGAGAGGACCGGAUGGGCCAGUGGAGAAGGUGGUGGAGAGGCGGCAGCGGCGGAUGAUCAAGAACAGGGAGUCGGCGGCGCGGUCGCGGGCUCGGAAGCAGGCUUACACGGUGGAGCUGGAGGCGGAAGUGAGCCAACUGAAGGAGGAAAACAUGCGGCUGAGGAAGCAGCAGGUAUCCACCAGAAAAUCUGAGGAAGAGGCAGAGCGGAGGAAAAAGCAGUGUUUGCAGAUAAUGGAUAUAUUGAAGUCCGCGACGACAGUGGGUGGAGCGAAGAAGUCGAGCACGUUGCGGAGGACGAAGACGGCAACGUGGUAGUGGGGAGCGGGAGCGUAAGAGCCGCCGGGUGGGCGGUGGGAAAUGUGAGAAAGGCGAGCAGGAUCCGAACGGUGUGGGAAGUCGAUGCAUGUUCCAGGAGUGGGAACUGAGCAACAGCAGUUGAGGCUGGCUGGCGGCUGUAGACACAUGGGUGGGAUCUUGCAGCGGGUUGUCCCGGAGUCCGUGGAGCGGGUUCCAGGGAAGGCUGUCGGAGACGUGGAAGGAUGGUUUGGAGAGAGCGGGGGGAUGAUGGACGUGGUGGGAGGAGGUGGGAGUGGCAGCAUUGAAGAGGAGAGAGGUGGGAGUGGCAGCAUUGAAGAGGAGAGAUGUGAAUAGCGGUUUGAGGGGAGAAGGAAGCGCGGGAGGAGUGGGAGGUUCCCAGGCGGUGGGUAGAAGCAGCGGCCAGCGCGGCGAGAAGGGGCGGUGGGAGCGAAGUAAGUGCGAGUGGAGAUGUAUAGCACAGUGGUUUGCUGUGGAGAGAGCAGCAUUGUCUGUUUUGGGGCCUCACCUGUACACAUAUGAGCGCAGCGUUUUGCGUGAGGUAUCCAUUACAGUGUAGAGUUGGUCGGGGUUAAGGUCAGAGAUAGAGGUAGUGAAAUGGAGGAGUUCCAAGGCCAUCAAGGAUGGUCUGUUGAGUUAUUAGAGUGGGCACACUGAGGUGGAGGGCUUUGGGGAGGUUGUGCGGUAUAUCCGAGGGUAAGAGGGAUCGAUUUUUUGCACAUGUGUGUACGAAAGCAUGACCGACUGAAGCGAAGUUCAGACAAGCAAUCUCCGUUCC
Physcomitrium patens is the source of this 2468-nucleotide messenger RNA. The record is from RefSeq and is a predicted model, not a curated record. Lineage: Eukaryota; Viridiplantae; Streptophyta; Bryopsida; Funariales; Funariaceae.